UGGAGAGGGUUCGAGUGGGGAUGAGGGAUGAGAAGAGCAAUCAGAGAGGAGCUACAGGUACUGAGUGAGCCUGGCGGCCAGCCUAUGCUUUGGUAUGCUAAUAGGCACCUCAGUGAGCCAUUUGUCUGGGUUUCUUAGGGACCUGACAGUUUGGAUCCUGAGGGCCUUGCCUCCUUCGCUACUGCCCUCGGUGUGACGGGAGACGGGCUCCCACACCACCCAAGAGGACGAGGAAGAGUCAUCAAGGAUUUGACCCUCAUGGCAGCCUUGGGCUUUGGCUUCCUUUCCUCAUCUUUUCGGAGACACAGCUGGAGCAGCGUGGCCUUCAACCUCUUCAUGCUGGCCCUCGGGGUGCAGGCAUCAGUCUUGCUGGACCACUUCCUGAGCUGGACCUCCCAAAAGGAUGCGCUCAGUCUGCUCAGCAUCCGGAAAGCCACCAUGAGCACGAUGCCUGUGCUCAUCUCAGCCGGGGCCGUCCUCGGGAAGGCCAACUUGGUGCAGCUGGCCGUGAUGGUGCUGAUGGAGACAGCGGCCUUCGGAGCCACCAGGUUUGCUGACAAGCAGGUCUUCCAGGUGGAAGACCACACAGUGAUGAUGCAUGGGCACAUGUUCGGGGCCUAUUUUGGGCUGCUCGUGGCCUGGUGCCUCUCCAGGUCUCUGCCCAGUGGAGUGGAUGAGAAGGUCCAGACAGAGAAGGUUCAGAUGGCCACAGGCUCCAGUCUGUUUGCCAUGCUGGGUACCCUCCUCUUGUGGAUAUUCUGGCCAAGUUUCAACUCUGCUCUGGUGGAAUUGACAGAUAAAAAGAAUGCUGUGCUCAACACCUACUAUGCCCUUGCCGUCAGCACAGUGACAGCCACCUCCAUGUCAGCCCUGAGUCACUCCCAGGGAAAGAUCAACAUGGUUCAUAUCCACAAUGCAGUCCUGGCAGGAGGCGUGGCUGUGGGUGCCCCAUGUUCCCUGAUUCCUUCUCCUUGGAUCGCCAUGGUGCUGGGCCUCACAGCUGGGCUGAUCUCCAUUGGGGGAGCCAAGUGCCUGCCGGUGUGUUUGAACCGCAUGCUGCAGAUCCAGAACCCCGGGGGGACCCACUACACCUUCGGCUUGCCGGGCGUGCUAGGAGCAGUCACCUACAUUCUGCUGAAAACUAGGAAGAACAGCUACUCCAUAUUCGAUGUAAACCAGAUGAUCAUUGACUUCGGGGCUCUCAGCUUUGCUCUGGCGAUGGGAAUGGCGGCUGGACUCCUAACAGGUUGGCUCCUAAAUAUCAAAGUGUGGAGGGCGCCCCAUGCAACCAAGUACUUUGAUGAUCAGGCUUUCUGGGAGUUCCCUCACUUGGCUGUUGGAUUUUAAGCAAAAACGUCUGAGAACGCGAGGCUGAGCGUGGAGAUGUCCCUCUUCGUGUGUUCCAUUUGUGUUUGUAACUUGUGUUACGAGCAAGUCUUCAAAUGGCGAUUUCAGUUUAAAUAGUGUGCUUGGUUUCGUGACAGAUGCUAUCAAUAUGCUGGCUGCAGACACCUCAUUAAAGUUCCGGUCCAAUUCUGUCAA
Peromyscus maniculatus bairdii (prairie deer mouse) is the source of this 1542-nucleotide messenger RNA. The record is from RefSeq and is a predicted model, not a curated record. NCBI's taxonomy places the organism in Eukaryota, Metazoa, Chordata, Mammalia, Rodentia, Cricetidae.